AGAAAUAUAGCAAGCUGUCGAGUUAUUGAUCAUUUCCCUCUAGCGACGGACUGUGCAUUAUUGGGAAUAGACGGCUCUCAUUUUGUUUUACUUUUUUCAUUAUUAUUAUCUAAAAUAAAAGGAAUUAAUACACAAAAAACACUUUAAACAAUGGCCAACGUAACGGAUAUUGAAGAGAUAGUUAAGACAUGGGCCUGGAAUAGUUUUGUCAAAACACGAGGCAAAGAUUAUCAGAAACUGAAAUUUGACGAAGUUAAGAUGGAGGUCAACUGGUCAAGGGUGCGCUUCAAUCCGUCACCACCGGAAUACUCGGACACCAGUAUGGUCGAUCAGCCGAAUUCUAAAAUUGUUUUCACGUCGACAUUUGAGAACAAUACAGACGCCGAACAAGAGCAUUCCUUUACAACAGAACGCACAACAUCCUGCACUUCAACGACAUCCAUCUCCAAAGGGUAUACGCAAGGUUUUAAUCUGGAAUUAAAACUGGGUCUUCCAGAUGAUGUAGCAAGUGCCACAGCUGGAUUUGGACGAGAAACAACAGUCGAAAGCACUGAAGAAACAACUAAAGAGCAGACAAUAACAUGGGCAGUUGACAGUAACAUUAAGGUUCCACCAAGACACAAAACAACUGCUAAGAUGGUAGUGAAGGAGAAGGAAUUUAACGGAAAGUUCAAAUUGAAAGUUAACGUACGUGGAAUGGUAAUAGUAACAUUCACAAAUUUAAAGGAAAACAACUGUUACAUUCAUUCGUCUGAAGGAGAUAUAUCACAAAUUCUCAACGAUGCCAAAGGAUAUACGGGCUACAAGAUUGAGGGUAAAACUGCUAUCUUUGACAUUGAAGGAAGUUCCAAAUUCCGAUUCGGAGUUGAACAAAGAGUGAAAAUAGACGAAGAACCAUUGUAAUGUCUCUUCAGAUGUGCCAUAUGAACUUCUACAAAUGUAAGGACCAUAUUAAUGUGAUAUAAUAAAAAGGUGAUACAUAGUGCCUGUAGUGAUCUUAUUUAUCAUAAUCAAAGUCACUGAAAUCGUGAAUUUCAUGAAAAAUAUGAAACGUCACCGAAAAUAUAUAAGUGUGUUGCACAAAAUUUUACAAAUAACCAGAUUAUUUACUUAGAAGUGCGUUUUUUAUAGAUUAUUUAUGAAAAUAAGUGAAACAUAGGACCUGUAGUGAUCGGAUUUUAAUUCAUAUAUUUACCAUAAUCAAGGUAACUGAACUCAUGAAUUUCAUGAAAAAUAUGACACAUCAUCUCAAAUAUCAAAGUGUGUUGCAAAAAUUUUACAAAUAACCAGAUUAUUUACUUAGAAAUGCGUUUUUUUUGUAGAUUACUUUUAUUUGGUUUUCUUCAUUUUAGUUCUCUAUUCGUUUACAUGUCUGCUUAUAAAAUUGUUGCUGUGCAAUUUGAGGAUUUCUUGCAAGAAAUAGCUCUUCUCUCUUUGAUGACACAAAGAUUAAACUUACAUUUAUCAUUUUUAUAUUAUUUUUGUACAUGUAUUAUUUACAGAAAUGUUGCACUUUACAUUUCUUGACAAACAAAAUCAGUGAUAUUGUUAAACAGUAUAUACACUUUUAUUUUGAUUUUGUAAAUAAAUUUCAUAUUGCUAA
This is a messenger RNA of Ruditapes philippinarum (Manila clam), 1603 nucleotides long. RefSeq lists its product as uncharacterized. Bases 151 to 903 code for a protein of 250 amino acids. The record is from RefSeq and is a predicted model, not a curated record. The transcript has 2 exons. NCBI's taxonomy places the organism in Eukaryota, Metazoa, Mollusca, Bivalvia, Venerida, Veneridae.